AUGACUGAGCCAGAGCCACCGGCCGUCGCCGCCCUUUCCCUCGCCGACACAGCGACACAGCCCGUCUCCAAAGCAACAGAGCAGAAAAUCGACCCUUGGGAUGUAUCAGCAGGAGUCGACGAGGAGGGAAACGAGAAGGAAUUCGACUAUGUCGCCAUCUCGAAGCAGUGGGCCACAAAGCUCAUAGACGAACCACUGCUCGAGCGCUUCGAACGCAUCACAGGCCACAAGCCACAUCGCUGGUUACGGCGAGGCCUUUUCUUCUCACACCGCGACCUCGAGCUCAUUCUGGAUACAUACGAGCGCGGCGACGACUUCCUCCUGUACACUGGUCGCGGCCCCAGCAGCGACGCUAUGCACAUUGGCCACACGAUUCCCUUUGAGUUCACAAAGUGGCUGCAAGAUGUCUUCGACGUCCCGCUGGUCAUCAUGUUGACCGACGACGAGAAGUUCUUGUUCAAGCAGAAACUGAAGCAGGAGCAAGUCUACGAGUUCUCGCGGCAGAACGCCAAGGACAUCAUCGCCAUUGGUUUCGACCCCAAGAAGACCUUCAUGUACAUCGAUUCCGAGUUCUUCUCGUCCGGCUACAACCGACAUUUCAGUCUCAACGCUACCGAGUUCGAAAAGCUGGUUACCAACAAUCAAGUCCGGGGCGCCUUCGGUUUUGAUGGCUCAACCAACAUUGGUAGCAACGCAUUCGCAGCCAAGCAAUGUGUUGCCGCCUUUGCUUCUUCGUAUCCCUUCAUCUGGGGCGAGGAUUACAAGACCUACAAACGCUCCAAAAAACUUGCUGCCUUGCCCUGCCUGAUCCCCUGUGCCAUCGACCAAGAUCCCUACUUCCGCUUGGUUCGUGAGAACUGCAACAGGAUGGACCUCCCCUCGCCAAAACCAGCCCUCAUUCACUCCAAGUUUCUCACUUCGUUGCAAGGUGCUGGUGGCAAGAUGAGUGCAUCUGAUGCCAACUCUGCUAUAUACAUGAGCGAUACGCCAAAGCAGAUCAAGACAAAGAUCAAUACCAAGGCCUUUUCUGGCGGCCAAGAGACGCUAGAACUUCACCGCGAGAAGGGUGGAAACCCUGACAUUGACGUGCCCUAUCAAUACAUUUCUUACUUUGAAGACGAUGACGCCAAACUCACAAAGCUAGGUGAGGAUUAUCGUAAAGGCGAGGUGUUGACCGGCGAGAUGAAGAAGGAAUGCGUAGACAUCAUGACUACAUACGUCAAGCAGUUCCAAGAAGCAAGAGCAAAGGUCACAGACGAGGUGCUAGACGAAUUCCUUCGUCCACGGAAGCUGGAGUGGAAGGGUAACCCCAACCCCACUAAGCCCAAGCUCGAACAGCCGGCCCAAGAUACUGAGAGUGGGGGACCUAUGCUUGACGCCGACGGAAAGCCCAUGACCAAGAACGCCAUGAAGAAGGCGGCUAAGAUGGCUGAGGUUGAGCGCAAGAAGAAAGAGAAGGAAGCUGCUGCUGCUGCGGCCAAGCAGUGA
Molecule: messenger RNA, 1488 nt
Organism: Alternaria arborescens
Lineage: Eukaryota; Fungi; Ascomycota; Dothideomycetes; Pleosporales; Pleosporaceae
Product: Tryptophan--tRNA ligase, cytoplasmic
Exons: 1
Coding region: 1-1488 (495 amino acids)
Biological process (GO): tryptophanyl-tRNA aminoacylation
Cellular component (GO): cytoplasm
Molecular function (GO): tryptophan-tRNA ligase activity; ATP binding
Source: RefSeq, a predicted model, not a curated record